This is a messenger RNA of Penicillium waksmanii, 990 nucleotides long. RefSeq lists its product as uncharacterized. The transcript is spliced from 2 exons. The coding region runs from base 1 to 990 and encodes 329 amino acids. Lineage: Eukaryota; Fungi; Ascomycota; Eurotiomycetes; Eurotiales; Aspergillaceae. The record is from RefSeq and is a predicted model, not a curated record.
AUGUCUCUCUUUGCUCGUUACCAACCGCCAAUUACGAACAAACCCUUGGAGCCCAUCUCUAUCCUGGCACCAUUCUCUGGGCUCAUCAUUUCCAUUGCGUUGGUGGUAUUCUUUUUAAUACGCUGGUACAUUUUGGAGGGAUUCUUGAUCAAAUGGAUUUAUGGAUCAACCUACACCGACCUGAACGAAGUCAAUCGUCGCGGCUUCGUAAACCACCAUAUUGCUGGUGCCACCAAACUUCUCAUCCUCAUUCUUGCGGUUCACCCGUUCAUCAAUGUCACUUUCCUUGAGUCAACAUUUAAUACGCCAUUUGCUCCUGGCUCCAUUGUUACCAUGGGCGAUGUGCUGAUUAUCGUGGCCCAAAGCCUCAUCGGCAUGUACAUAUUCGAACUGAUCUACCGCGCCAAACUGUCUCCCGUCGCUGUGAUGCACCACAUUGGUACAAUUCUCAUCGGACAAUCCGCCAUUGCGAUCAGCCUGAAGCUAGAUCGGGAGCCAGAUGCUGACAUUGAAUUCAUUCUGUGCACAGUCUGGGGUGCUUUCGACAUCGUGUCUGAAUUUUUCCCUCAUAUCGCAAUCAUUCUCUACCGGGUCUAUCCCAAUCGCCACCAUUUUCUCAGCAAAGUCUUCAUUUUCUCAUGCUUCUCGACGGCCACAGGUACAUUUUGCGAGACAGUCGUGGCCAUGUGGCUAUUUGGCAGUCUUUGGGAUCGCUGGCAGAUCGCCUUCAAGGUGGCCACGCCACUCCUACACAUUGCCUUUUCCGCAACUCAGAUCCACGGAAGUUUAGUGUUUUGGAGAAUGUACAAGAGACAACAGCAACUUCACAAGGAAGAAGUCGAGUGUACUGAAGCGAAAGAGGAAGAAAACAUCGGGGUUACUUUGGUACAUUCUGCCGGUACCGAUGAGACUGCUGUUCACUCUACCUCAACACUUACAGUGACCGAAGAGACGUCAAAGUGUCCGUCAUACAAUGACCGGUCAUUUUAG